Molecule: messenger RNA, 2177 nt
Organism: Polypterus senegalus (gray bichir)
Lineage: Eukaryota; Metazoa; Chordata; Cladistia; Polypteriformes; Polypteridae
Product: zinc finger protein 502-like
Exons: 3
Coding region: 264-1475 (403 amino acids)
Biological process (GO): regulation of transcription by RNA polymerase II
Molecular function (GO): RNA polymerase II cis-regulatory region sequence-specific DNA binding; DNA-binding transcription factor activity
Source: RefSeq, a predicted model, not a curated record
UCAAACAAGUUUCUGAGCAGCGCUUUGAGAACUCGGCUAGUCAGUAUCGAGCUACCCAUUACUAGUGUGCUGUUAUGAGACACUCGCACUGCGACUUCUUCACAGCCACAAAAUCAAGCAAAGGUGCGGUAGGGCUUUCCCAUUUCACUUGGCCAUACACUGAGGUGUCUAAUGGCCUCCAGCUCCUGUAUGUCCAUGUGAGAAGUGAAUCUGAAAAGAGAAGGGCAGACAUUUAAAGAGAGAGAAGAGUUUCCCCACAGAGCAUGGCGUCUGCUAAAGAAGAUGAUGUUGAUGAAAGAACGGUGGACAUUAAAGAAGAGGAUUGUGAGUGGCUCACACCAGAGGACGUGUGUGUGAAGCUGGAGGAUCACGAGGAAAGAAUUUCAGUUUUUAAAGAGAAGGAGGAGUGCAAGGAGGUGACUUCUGCCAUUAAAGGUGAAGAUUUGAAUGAUUUCUCAGGUGGUCUUGAAUUUCAAAAGUUUGAAACUGGGGAUAUUUCCAAGCAAGGUGCCUGUGAAGAAUCUCCAUACAGUUUACAGCACUGGUCCACUAAUACGGGACGAUUGGCUACGCAGGAGAAUUCUGCAGUGCUAAAAUCAGAGUUAUCAGAAUCUGAAGAGAAAAUCACUGAGGAAAAUGGGAGAGAUGGAGAAGAGUCAACUGGGAGUGUUGGAAUAAAUAUACAGAAGAACGGCAGCUUCUCUCCACCUUCAUUUGGUCAGCCCUCUCUUCAAUACAAUGAGAACGGUAUGAAGAAAUCAGCAAGAGAAUCAGAGAACCAGAUAGCAGCCUAUUUGCAGUGCAGUUCUCUCCCUGCUACUGGAGCAACACAGACAGAAGCCAUGAAAACUGAUAGACAACAAGUGGAGAAAGAAAUUGAAAUUCAUACUGGAGAAAAAUGUUGUUUGGAAUGCGGCAAACAAUUCACAUACAAAAGUGGUCUUAAUAGGCAUAUGAAGAUUCACACACGAGAAAAACCUCAUUACUGUUCAGAAUGUGGUAAGUCGUUCUCAUGUAUAAGCUAUCUUCAGAAACACAGAAUAAUCCACACAGGACAAAAACCUCAUUGCUGUCCAGAAUGUGGUAAAUUGUUCUCAAGGAGAAGCAAUCUUCAGAGGCACAGAAGAAUUCACACAGGAGAAAACCCUCAUUGCUGUUCAGAAUGUGGUAAAUCGUUCUUAAGGAGAAGCAAUCUUCAGAGUCACAAAACAAUUCACACAGGAGAGAAACCUCAUUGCUGUUCCGAAUGUGGUAAAUCAUUCUCAUGGAAAAGCAGUCUUCAGUGUCACAAAAAAAUUCACACAGGAGAAAAACCUUAUAGUUGUCCAGAAUGUGGUAAAUCGUUCAUAAGGAGAAGCACUCUUCAGAGUCACAGGAGAAUCCACACAGGAGAAAAACCUUAUUGUUGUCCAGAAUGUGCCAAACAAUUUUCUGACAAACGCAGUUUUCAAAGGCACAUUGAAAUUCAUACCUGAGAGAAGCCACAUUGCUGUUGUCAAUGUGGAAAUAAAGUUUUAAACAUUAGCUCCUUUCAAGUAAACGCACAAGCUCCCAGUAAAGCGAAAAUCCAGUAUUUAUGUUCUGAAUGUGGCAAAUGUUAUACAAGCCAGAAAGAUCUUUAUCAACAUGCCAAAAUGCAUACUGAAGAAAAAUCUCAUUGCUCUUCUGAAAGUGAGAAACAAUUCUUAUAUUUAAGUGUAAUUCAGUGCCACAUCAGAACUUUUACUAGAGAUAAACCUUAUUGUUGUCCUGAAUAUGAUAAGCAGUCCUCACAACAAAGCACCAUCACAAGUCACAUCAGAUGUCACACCGGAGAGAAACCUCACCUUUGCUUGGAAUGUGGCAAACAAUUCCCACACAUUAAUUCUCUGUAUAAGUAUACAAAAGUCAUACUGGAGAGAAUUCUUACGAUUGUACUGAAUGUGGAAUGUCAUUCUCAUAUAACAAUUCCUUCACAAUCAUAAAAUAAUUCAUUCAGGUUAGAAAGCAAAGCUGUUCUGAAUGUGGCAAGCUUUUCUUAGACCGCACAACUCUUAAAGAUCACAUGAGAAUUCACUCUGGAGAGAAACCUAAUUGCUGUCCAUAGUGUGGCAAAUUAUUCUCAUGUCCAAACGCACUUAGUUGCCACAGAAGGAUCCACACUGGAGAGACACAGUACACCUGUUCUGAAUGUGGUA